Messenger RNA from Knipowitschia caucasica, 549 nucleotides. The record is from the annotation of a GenBank genome assembly. NCBI's taxonomy places the organism in Eukaryota, Metazoa, Chordata, Actinopteri, Gobiiformes, Gobiidae.
AUGGCAAACAACCACACAGGUGCAGAUAUUUUACUGAGCGACGGUGGGCUGCUGUGUAUUCGGGACCAGAAGCCAGGGGCCGCUCAUCACUACCUCAUCAUUCCAAAAGAACAUAUUAACAAUUGUCUGAAACUACAACCUGAACACAUACAGCUGGUUCUGACUCUGGGCACCAGCAGGAGGCCAGUCCCUCUGCUCCUCAGAUAUUUGGUUCAUAUGACACAAGUCUUUCUCCGGAUGGAGCAGAUGAGGGCGAUGGGAAUGAGGAUACUACACAUGAACAACGUGUCAGAUUCAGAUAUUAAGAUGGGGUUCCAUGUCCCUCCAUUCUCCUCAGUGGCUCACCUGCACCUUCAUGUUUUGGCUCCGGUCAGUCAGAUGUGUCACAGGUCAAUGCUUUGCUACGGACCACAGUCUCACUGGUUUAUCACCGUGGAUGAUGUGCUUUCUCAGCUGAAGACACGAGGGAAAAAACAGAUCCCUGUGCUCCCCCUUCUCACUUUCUCUAACUGCUCCAGGUUCCUUCAUGAAAAGCUCAGGUGUGGAUAG